This is a messenger RNA of Alternaria ethzedia, 1050 nucleotides long. RefSeq lists its product as uncharacterized. Gene Ontology annotation, cellular component: perinuclear region of cytoplasm; endoplasmic reticulum; Golgi apparatus. The transcript has 3 exons. NCBI's taxonomy places the organism in Eukaryota, Fungi, Ascomycota, Dothideomycetes, Pleosporales, Pleosporaceae. Bases 1 to 1050 code for a protein of 349 amino acids. The record is from RefSeq and is a predicted model, not a curated record. Gene Ontology annotation, biological process: metal ion transport; positive regulation of protein ubiquitination; vacuolar transport.
AUGCCUAGCCAGGGCUACGAGAGGGUAGCCGCCCAAGACGAAGAAGACUCUCCCCAGACGCUGCAACCCGGCCAGCAGUGGCCCCCGGCCUCGCCACCACCCUCCUUCCACUCGCGCGCAUCAUCACCAAACGGCACAUCACGGCAUCUCCUAUCCGAGGAUCCGAUAACGAACGAAGAAGACCGCACACUCGCCGAUACCUUCGACUCGGAUUCGGAUGACGACGACGAUAACGAUGGGCGCGACGAUCGGCAGCGGCUGAUGCGGGGAAAUCCGAGGACAGAAGAGGAAGCGGCGCCACCGGGCAUCCAAAGGAGAGUGACGGAACUGCCAGUAUUCAACACACAAGCGCCCACUCCAGGACGGGUGUACGGUGGAGGAAACGGUGGUGUCUGGGCAAAUCUCAGCGCAAAGCCUACCAGAGGGGAGGAUGCCGAGGAGAAGCCUCCAACAUAUGAACAAGCUGCCGCAGACGCGACACCACCCUACUGGGAAACCACCAUCCUCGCUCCCGGCACUUUUGGCGAUGAAGUCUUUGUCGAAGGCCUCCCCGUCGGCUCCCUCUUCAGCUUCCUCUGGAACGCCAUGAUCUCCAUGUCCUUCCAACUCGUCGGAUUCCUUCUCACCUACCUCCUCCACACGACCCACGCCGCAAAGAACGGAUCCCGCGCUGGUCUCGGUAUCACGCUCGUGCAGUUCGGUUUCGGAUUCCGCUCCGCCGUACUCUCUCCGAACAACGGUAGCAACGAUAACCCCGGACAGGGAUUCGACGGUGGCGUUCCAAACGACCCGAAUGCGCACGACUUUGACCCGGACAAGGUCGGCAGUGGAAACACAGGGGGCAGUGAUAUGACACCCGCAGCGAGUGCCAUUACAGGCAGUGACUGGAUAGCGUACGGUCUGAUGAUUGUUGGCUGGUUCAUCUUGAUCAAAAGUGUAUCGGACUUCAUCCGUGCGAGGCGGCACGAGCAACUCGUUCUCCAGUCUCCCGACCGGGGGCUGGGUGUGGCGGUUGUCGCCGAGGGUGAAAGCCCGGAGCGCAGUGUAUAA